Messenger RNA from Rosa chinensis, 957 nucleotides. Its product is annotated as dCTP pyrophosphatase 1. Lineage: Eukaryota; Viridiplantae; Streptophyta; Magnoliopsida; Rosales; Rosaceae. The record is from RefSeq and is a predicted model, not a curated record. Gene Ontology annotation, molecular function: nucleoside triphosphate diphosphatase activity. The transcript has 2 exons. Bases 217 to 660 code for a protein of 147 amino acids. Gene Ontology annotation, biological process: nucleoside triphosphate catabolic process.
UAGAGAGCCCCCCCUGACCCAACAAGAGUAAUUGAGCUUCACGGACCCCCUCUGGGUUUAAAGCUCUCUCUCUCUCUUUCUCUCUCUCAAGACUCCUCUCGCUCUUAUCCUCUUCAAAAAUUUGCUUCCUUUCUCUCUCAUUCUUCACCAUCUCUCUCUCUCUCUCUCUCUCUCUGUGUUUUGGUUUGAGAUCGACUUUGACACUUUUUUGAGAAGAUGACUGGGUUUUCAGAAGCCGAAAGCGUCACUCUUGACCUACUCAAGAAGAAGAUGGCGGAGUUUGCUAGAGAGAGAAACUGGGAUCAGUUCCACAGCCCCAGAAACUUGCUCUUGGCUCUGGUGGCUGAAGUGGGAGAGCUUUCUGAGAUAUUUCAAUGGAAAGGAGAAGUUCCAAAGGGCCUUCCUGAUUGGAAAGAAGAGGAAAAGCAACACCUGGGUGAAGAGCUCUCUGAUGUCCUGCUCUAUCUGGUCAGGCUCUCUGACAUAUGUGGUGUUGAUCUUGGCAAAGCUGCUCUGCGCAAAGUUGAACUCAAUGCCAUUAAGUACCCAGUUUCACAGAAACAGAACCAGAACCAGACCAAUGGCACCACCAACGCCCACACAACCACCGCCAUUAACACCAGCAAUGACAAUAACAACACAGAAGAGAUCACUGGUUGAUUUCAAUGGCAGAAACCCACCAUGGGCCACCACAUCUUUUUACUUUCUGCAGGGUCGGUGUUAAUACUACUACUAUAUUUGGGUGCAUGAGGUUUUAUAAGGCUAUGCUGGCUUGGAGCAUAGGAGUGUAGCUUUUUGGGGAUGGCCGUCAUUGCUCGAGUCAGACUACUGUUGGUGGUGUUUUGGGCAUUUAUUCUCACAGAUUUUCUUAGUGUUUUUGGCUUCUGAAUCGAAUCCCUCUGACAGUUGUGAGAUACGGUGCUGAUACUAAUAUAUCUUCCUUUCCUUUCCUGUUCA